GCUUGGCCUGAUUUUUAUACGUUUUCCUUAUCUGUCCAGAGAAAGCAUGCCAUACACAUCAUGGCCACAGAUUCAGCAGCAAUAAAGGAUUCUGAAGCAACCCAUCAAGACCUUUAUUCUUUGGUUGGAGGUGUGCCUCCCAUUGCAUUCGUCAAACCCACCUAUAAAACAAAAUACAACACAAAACGAAAAGCAGAACCAUGGGUACUUCAGUCAUUUACCAACCCAGCUCGUCCCGAUGAUCUUGUAUUACAGCACUGGAUCAAAGCCAGUGAAGCAGAAACAAGCGAAUACAGUUUUGCCAAAUUCAACAAAGUUAUCGAUGUCAUCGAGUACUCCAACGAAGAAUACGAAAAAUACCUAACAGAUCCAGAGUGGACAAAAGAGGAAACCGAUUACUUGUUCGACCUGUGUCGCCGAUACGAUUUGCGUUUUCCCGUCAUUGCAGACAGAUAUCAGUACAACGACAGUUCAAGGUCAAUAGAAGAUUUGAAAGAUCGAUAUUGUAGUGUAUAUCGAGCUCUGCUGCGAACGCGAUCGGCAGUGGGCGAUGGUGUGCAUGAUCGGCAAACCAUUGUGCAACAGUACGCAUUUGACAAGGCGAAAGAAAUGGAGAGAAAACAAAUGCUUUUAGCGUUAUUCGAUCGAACAGCGGAACAAGUGGAAGAGGAGGAAGCCUUAUUUAUUGAAGCACGAAGGAUUGAGCAAAACGAAAUGCGGUUAACCCGUGGCCGUGAAAGUUUAUUAAACUCACUUCAACUCGAACAAGCGCAACAAGCUCCUUCCACGCCCAUGACACCGAUUCACAAUGGACCGAGUACCGGCGGGCCUCUAUCCACUCCCGGUGGGAUCGGUAUUGCUGGAGGAACCUCAAGUGCACCUGACACAAAAAAAAAGAAAAAGUCCAUCGUCGAUGAAGCCAGCGCUUCCAAGAAAGCACGUAGGAUAUCAAAUGCAUCGGCUGGCAUCGCAGAAGAGGUCCCAGAAAAGAAAGAAAAGCUUGUUCCUGGCGUAUAUGUUCGCAGUCAAAAAUUGCCUGGUAUCAAACCUACCAUGCAACAACGAGUAUUGAAACUGAUGGCCGAUCUCCAUAUUGGCGCGCGACCUGUUAUGCCUACUGAGCAAGUGUGUCGCAAAUACGAGCAUCUUCAAAAUACCGUAUUAAACUUAUUCGAGCUCAAAAAGGCACUAGACAAGAUGGAAGCCGAUCAAAAGAAAGGCGCGAGUGGCUCUGCAGGAGGUCGCGAAAAGCGACGCAAAGUAUAGUUUCCUAUUCACGAUAUUGUAUAUAGAUUGUUCCAAAGCGGGAAAAAUAUAUAAGAUUUUUUUUUCAAAGA
Molecule: messenger RNA, 1337 nt
Organism: Radiomyces spectabilis
Lineage: Eukaryota; Fungi; Mucoromycota; Mucoromycetes; Mucorales; Radiomycetaceae
Exons: 10
Coding region: 61-1266 (401 amino acids)
Biological process (GO): negative regulation of transcription by RNA polymerase II; DNA repair; chromatin remodeling
Cellular component (GO): Swr1 complex; nucleus; NuA4 histone acetyltransferase complex
Molecular function (GO): transcription corepressor activity
Source: RefSeq, a predicted model, not a curated record